Molecule: messenger RNA, 2501 nt
Organism: Taeniopygia guttata (zebra finch)
Lineage: Eukaryota; Metazoa; Chordata; Aves; Passeriformes; Estrildidae
Source: RefSeq, a predicted model, not a curated record
AGCGGCAUCGGAACAGGGCUGCGCCCCCUUUCCCAACCCCCGCGCGUCCCUCUCCAGAUACCGGGAGCGACCGCUGCCGGAAAAUCCCGCCGGGGCUGCGUGCGGGCGGCGGAGCGGGGCGCUGGCUUUACCCACCCCUCCUGCCGCCCUCCUUGGAAUGGUUUGAGGCAGUAUGGGUUUAUGGAGUUAGGAAUAAUUAUUUUUGUUGUUGUUAAUUUAAGGUGUUUUUUGGUUUUUUUUUUUUUGUUUUGUUUUUGGUUUUUUUUUUGUAGUUUGAUGUAUUUGGUUUGUAGAGCAGGGACUGUAGACGGAAUCCUGCAGAAGUAAUAUGGAACUUGUCCUCCUAAAAUCCACCCGGCUUCCAGCCCCUUUUAGCACAUGGUCUUCCUUAGCAGAGCAUGGUUCCCCUAUACUUGAGAGCUGGUGCACUUAGUUUUCUCUCCACUUUUGCUGACAGAUCCUGCUGAAGCUGAUGACAAAGCCCUACCCCUACAAAGACAAGGCAGCAGACCUGGUUCAGGAAGCCAGUGUGGUCAACAGGACUCUGAUAACAUCAGCAUCCCUGUCUCUCACGUUGGUGAUGUCCUGGGUAUGGUGGAUGUUCUGAUUGAGGGCAGUGAUGGCUUAGAUGAAGAAAUUGGGUUCUCUUUAAAUGAAGACAUGAUUAUCCAAACAUUUCCCUUCAGUGCUGUUGUCCCUGCUGCAUUAGAAGCCAGGAAUAUACUGUUGCUUCAGUCUGAAAAUCGAACAGGAGCAGACAUGGUGGAGUACCUUGGUGCUGUUUUCACUGACCUCCUGCACUCUCUGAGAGAACCCCUUGCUCUCUGCUUGGUGUUCCAGCUCUAUGACAAAGAUCUCAAGUCCCUGAAAGUUGCUAAGUAUCUUCAGCUCUACCAGUUUAACCGAUACUAUAAACUCUGGAUAGCCAAGCAGUCCCAGGAACCUGUGUUUAGAAACCACAAGGAGGUAAGCCAAGAGCCUCCUGUGGCACUGGAUUCUGUAUUUGCUAUUUUGCUGAAGGAAGCCUGUGAGAGAGGAAAUAGUACCUUACUGGAAGAUGGUGUUCAGACAAAAUGGAGAGACUUGACUUCCUGGCUUCCCACCUGAGCAGCUUUUGUUGGGAGUAAAGCACGUGCUGCUGCACCUGAAAUCCACAGUGGAGAACUUCAGCAGUGUAAGAGCAAUAUUGUAAUAAUAUUGUAAUUAUGUUUGGUUUAUUUUAUGGUAGAAGGUACAAAUGACUUGGCUGUUAAAACUUAGGUUCCAGUUCUGUAGCUCUUUUAUCUCUACUUGGCUCUGAGGGUACAUAGCACCAUACAAAACUGCACCUAAUUUGUAAACAAAUGUCAGUUGUUCUGAUUAUUGAAGAGUGUUGGAUUUACUUUGCAUGGGUUAGCUUUCUGAUCAGUGUGAGCGCAAAUAAACUCAAGAUUUUAAUCCAACUCUUGGAUCUCCCUGAGAAACCUUUCCAGAGAGUAAAAUUCACUGGCUUGUGUAACUCCAAAUGUCACGGUAUAAAUGAAAAACUACCAGUAUUUAUUUGGCAACCUGAGACUUCUCUUAGAAUGAGGUUUCUACAUAGGGAAGUGGUUCCUUCCCCAAGAAGAGGUUGAAAUCUAAGUAGUUCUUAGUUAACUCCUGUUUCUGUUGGAUAAUUACCCUUCCGCUCCCAUUCUCCUCUUUUCUUAACUUCUGAGAUGCCUUUAUUUUCAUGGGUUGGUAAAACUGUGGGUUCUCAAGUCGUUGACCUCUGUGUGGACAUUCUGAGCAUCUUGUUGUGCUGGGGCAAUCAGAUAAAGCUGGAUCAUCAACAGAAGCGGGAAGAGCAUCAGGCUGUGUCGAUCUCUUUAUGGAUGCGGAGUCUCUGAUGACAGAACUGUUCUCAAAUGACAAGGUACCAAAUCCCUUGGUACAGAGGCACAUAUUAGUAAACUUUGAUUGAUUCUCUAGGGAAUAGUUGGGCUGAACAGAGAUGCUGUUAAGGUCUUGGAGGAGAAUUUAGGAACAUAGAGCAUGUGGUCCAGCAGUUGCAAAACUACUGUCUGGAGAUGUGACCCAGCUGCAUCACCCACAGUCUCAUCCCUGAGCUGGAACACAGUCAGGAGAGGUCCUGAAAGAGAUCACCUUUGCAGAAAAAAAUGUAUUCCCUCAGCCCUGUUUAAAGCCUUGUUGUGAAAAUUAUGUACUUGAGGAAUGAGUUUUUCCCCCUCUUUCAUCUGUUCUGUGAAUUUGUGGAGAUUAGAAUGUGUUGAUGAACCCUAGAAUAUUCAGUUUUCCUCCAGAGGUGAGCUUAGACAUAUUUAGAGUGUUCACUAUAACAGCAUAAAUGUUGGGAGAAUGAUAUUUAUAUGCUUGUAAUUCAUUAAUAUUUUUUUAUCCUCUGGCCAGCCAGUAGACAAUUUCAUGUUCAAUAAUUGGAAUUGACAAGCUGUGGAAAAUAGGCAGAUGAAUCAGUUUCUUUAUUUGCCCUGCACUGUGAUUAUCCAUCCAUUGAUACCGUU